Molecule: messenger RNA, 1823 nt
Organism: Varanus komodoensis (Komodo dragon)
Lineage: Eukaryota; Metazoa; Chordata; Lepidosauria; Squamata; Varanidae
Gene: CDC25B
Product: cell division cycle 25B
Exons: 16
Coding region: 207-1742 (511 amino acids)
Biological process (GO): positive regulation of G2/M transition of mitotic cell cycle; protein dephosphorylation; positive regulation of G2/MI transition of meiotic cell cycle
Cellular component (GO): cytoplasm; nucleus
Molecular function (GO): protein tyrosine phosphatase activity
Source: RefSeq, a predicted model, not a curated record
CCUCCAUAAAGUGGUUUCUAUAAUGCUUGUAGAUCUCCAGGAUACCUUGCAGCCUCCUCCCCUACCCCACUCUUAACCCUACCUGACAGGAACCCUGCAAAUUCGGUGAGCUUUCCCCAGGCCAGGGGGCAUCUGCACAGCAUGUCGCUUUGGCCAGGUGGGAGCAGAGUGACUGCAAUACUCCCAAGAGGAAGAAGAAGCUGGGCAUGGACUUCAGAAAGGACUGGUCUUCGCAGGAUUCCCUGUCCUCCGAGUCUUCGCAGGAUUCCCUGUCCUCCGAGUCUUCGCAGGAUUCCCUGUUCUCCGAGUCUUCGCAGGAUUCCAUGUCCUCCGAGUCCGCAGAUUCAGGUGUGGGCCCCAAUUCCCCUGUCGAGUCGGACGCUGAGAUGUUUGAAUACAUGUUUGAGAAGGAUGCGGUGGAGUUGCGCAGAGUCUCCCGCCGUGAGUCUUUUCCCUUCCGAAGGAUCCAGUCCUUGCCGGACAGCCUCCUGAGCGCCAGUCCCAUGCUGAGGACCAUUUCGAAUUCCAGGGAAUUCAAUAGCCCCACGGCCUUCGAGAGGGACUCGGGGCUCAAAGACAAAGCGGAGAAAGAGGGGGCCGUCUUCAAGAAGCCACUGCGCCCGACGAGCCGGCCGCACUUCUCCCCAUGUGGUCCCGGGGAGAAGGACCCCUUCGCACAAAGACCCAGCUCUGCUCCAGACCUCGUGUGCGGCAGCCCUGAAAAGGAGAACAUGGGCCCCGACUCCAGAAGCCUCCUGUGCCCCCGCCGCUGUUCUUUCACCUCUGUGGCUGACGGAGACGACGACGGAUUCAUGGAAAUCCUCGAUGAAGAGAAGCUGAACGCUGACGCGGACGUCCCCUUGAGCAUGGAGAACUUGCUGAUGGCUCCUCUGGUGAGAAAGGAAGACGAAUCUCAUCUGACCCCCGUGGGCACAGGGAAAUGCCGCCGCCUUUUCCGCUCGCCAUCCCUGCCCAGCAGCGUGAUCCGGCCCCUGCUGAAGCGGCUGGACCGGCCCCAGGACCGGGAGACGCCGGUGAAAACCAAGCGGCGGAAGAGUCUGACCGGCAGCACCAUCGCCGAGAAGGAGGAGGAGCCGAAGCCGCGGCUGGUUCGCUCCCGGUCCUGCUGCCCCAGUGAGAUCGCGAACAUCCUGGACAAUGACCACAGGGAGCUGAUCGGAGACUUCUCAAAGGCUUACCUGCUGCAAACCGUGGAGGGGAAGCACCAGGAUCUGAAGUACAUCUCUCCGGAAAUGAUGGUGGCCGUGCUGAGCGGGGAGUUCAGCAACAUCAUCGAAAACUGCGUGAUCGUGGACUGCCGGUACCCGUACGAGUACGAAGGAGGGCACAUCAAGGGUGCGGUUAACCUUCCUCUGGAGAAAGACGUGGAGGAUUACCUGCUCAAAGAGCCGAUCGUGCCCUUCGAUGCCGCCAAGCGGGUGAUCGUGGUCUUCCACUGCGAGUUCUCCUCUGAGAGGGGCCCCAGGAUGUGCCGCUUUGUACGGGAAAAGGACCGGGCCUGCAACGACUACCCGUAUCUUCACUAUCCUGAACUGUACGUCUUGAAAGGGGGCUACAAAGAGUUCUUCCCGCAAUAUCGAAUGCACUGUGAGCCGCAGAACUAUCGCCCGAUGCACCACCAGGACUUCAAGGAGGACCUGCGCACCUUCCGUCUGAAGAGCCGCACCUGGGCCGGGGAGAGGAGCAAGCGAGAGCUCUACAGCCGCCUGCACCACUGCUGAGGGGCGGGUGCCGGGGGGGACACUGCCUGGAACCAGUGUGCGCGCGCCCCCCUCCCGGGCAGGAUCCACGCAAGGCCUCCU